AGGACAACAAUUCCCACAUACUCAAGCCAAAAAUAGCGUAAAAAUGAUUUGUGAAAAUGUCCUCGUUUGGCUAUUUUCCACCUUAAUUGCGUUCUUGUUGCUAAACGCCUGGCAUAAGCGACGUCUUCUUUAUUACGCCUCCAAAAUAAACGGCCCUUUUUCCUGGCCCAUCAUUGGAAGCGCCCAUUACUUCAUCGGGGGCCAAAAAGUAUUUUACAAAAAAAUAACCCAACUGUUGGAAACACAACCGGAAAUAUUCAAAAUCUGGUUGGGUGGACAACUAGUUGUGGUAACUUCAAGGCCCGAAGAUGUUGAAGUUAUUGUGAACAAGUUUUUUGAAAAGGGACCAAUUGUUGAAUAUUCGAAAAAAUUCCUCGGAAAUAGUCUUCUAAGAGCCCCAGCUCAUAUCUGGAAGGAUCGAAGAAAAAUGCUCAACCCAACAUUUAACCAAAAAAUUUUAAACACUUUUAUGGGCACUUUUGCAACACAUGCCCAUAAGUUGGUCAAAGAACUUGAAGAACAUUGUGGGAAAGACUAUGAUGUUUUUUCAAACUUGAUAAGGUGCACUUUAAAUUUAGCAAUAGAGAAUUUGGCGGACGUGGACAGUGAUUUAAUCCAAGGACAAGACAAUUAUUUGCAAAACGUAAAGAGAUUAGAGGACCUUUUGGCGAUUCGCAUUUUCACAUUUUGGUUUCACGCUGAUUUUUUUUGGAAAAUGUCCCCAUUGAGUAGAGAAAUGCAUAAAGCAACUGAGGAAACGUUUGCUUUCGUUAAGCAAAUCAUCAAAACGAAAAAAAUGAACGUGAAACAAGACAAUAACAGUCCGACCAAAGGAAAACUUUUCAUAAAUCACCUCAUAAAAGUUAGCAAAACCGACGCAAAAAUCGACGAUUUGGCAAUCGAGGAGGAAAUCCAAAACAUUCUGAUUGCUAGCAGCGAAACUACAGCUCUUACAGCUGGCCUGGUUUUGACAAUUUUGGGAAUAUUUCCAGAAAUACAGUUUAAAGUUUCGAACGAACUUGGGGCGGUUUUUGGGCAUGAUGGAAGAGCGCCAUCUCUGGAAGACAUUAACAAGAUGGAGUACUUGGAAUGCGUUAUUAAGGAAACUCUGAGAUUAUUUCCAGUACUGCCGAUAAUUUUGCGAUUCCUGGACCAGGACAUAAAAUUGGGCGCUUAUACGAUCCCAGCUGGCUGUAGCAUCGCCAUUCCAAUUUGUCACCUCAAUAAAAAGGCAGAUUUUUGGGAAAAUCCGGAAAAAUUUGAUCCAGAUCGCUUUUUGCGAAUGAAUAGUUCCGAGCGUCAUCGUUGUACGUUUAUUCCUUUUAGUUAUGGGCCCAGAAAUUGCAUAGGCUUGAAGUACGGUAUGAUGUCAUUGAAGGUUUUGUUAUCGACGAUUUUACGCAAUUAUACGAUUAAACCAUCGGUUUAUGAAAAGUUGGAAGAUAUCGAGAUGGUUUUUUGUGUGCUGAGCAAACCAAGUUUGGGGUUCAAAGUCAAACUGGAGAAAAAAAUACAUGAACAAAUUAUUGUAAUAAUUGUUUAUUCCCUUGAUACAAAAGCAUCAAUUACAAAAGCAGAAGAAACAGUUCGAACCGGUUUACAGAAAGCAAAUAAAAACCAAUCAAAUUUUCUCCAACUGCAGUACCACUUCACUAGAACAAAGCACAAAAUGAUCGAAAAAAUCGACCUGACGUCCGUUUUCCUAACUUUAUUUCUAGCUUUCAUUAUAAAAUAUAACUGGGACAGGCGAUGGCUUUACUACUACGGGUCCAAAAUAGACGGACCAUUGGGUUGGCCCAUCUUUGGAAGCGCCCAUUAUCUCAUGGGCGGUCAUAAAGUUUUCUAUAAAAACGUAAAUAUGCUCCUAAAGUCAUAUCCUUCAGAAGUUGCCAAAAUAUGGGUGGGUCCCACAUUACUGGUAUCGAUCACAAAACCGGAAGAUGUAGAAAUUGUGCUAAAUAAAUGCUUGGAAAGACCGAAAUUUUACGAGUUUGGUAAAGAAAUAGUCGGAAGUGGGAUUCUAACAGCGCCAAUUGAUGUUUGGAAGAGCAGACGGAAAAUGAUUAAUCCAACUUUUAACCCAAACAUUUUGAACUCGUUUGUUGAAAUUUUCGGACGACACGCGUUUUAUUUAACAAACGCACUUGAGGAAAACUGCGGAAAAGAUUCGUUUGAUAUUUUACCAAAACUGUUUAGGUGCACUUUUGACACCGCUUGUGAAACGUUUGGUGACGUUGACAGUACUUUACUCCAUGGUCGGGACGAGAUUUUCCAAAAUUUAACAAAAGCCGAAGAUCUGGUAAAAACUCGUGGAUUUACUGUUUGGUUGCAUUUUGAAUUUUUUUGGAAUAUGACUUCGCUGUGUAAAGAAUAUAAUCAAGCGUGUAACCUAUUGAUUUCAAUCGUGAAACAAAUAAUCCAAUUAAAAAAACCAAGUUACAUUUCAGACAAUAAUCACAGAGAAAAACGUUUAUUGAACCAUUUAUUAAAACUGAGUAAAAUAAAUGCGAAAAUCGACCAAACAGCUUUAGAGGACGAAAUCCAAACUAUUUUGCUUACUGGGAGCGAAACUACAGCUCUCACAGUUGGUUUAACUCUAAUUAUUUUAGGAAUAUACCCAGAAAUACAGAAAAAAAUUGGUAAAGAACUUGACGUCAUCUUCGGCAAAGAUGACAGGGUGCCAACUUUAGAAGACAUUAACAGAAUGGAGUACCUGGAAAGGGUCAUUAAGGAGACUUUGAGAUUCCUAACACCUGUACCAUUCAUGUUACGAACUAAUAACCAAGAUAUAACGCUUGAUUCGAACACAAUCCCGGCUGGAAGUUGCAUAAUGAUCCCAAUUUUUCACAUUCACAAGAAACCGGAAUAUUGGAAAAAUCCGAAUGAAUUCGAUCCUGAUCGCUUUUUGCCUGAAAAUAGUUCGAAGCGGCCACGGUGUGCUUUUAUUCCGUUUAGUUCAGGGCCUAGAAAUUGCAUAGGUUUUAAAUACGGCAUGAUGUCAGUUAAAGUUCUAUUGGCUGUGAUUUUACGAAAGUACACAGUUGUGGCAACUGAAUAUAAAAAAGUGGAAGACAUCGAAAUGCUCUUCUAUGUGGUGAAUAAACCAAUCUCAGGAUGUAAGAUCAAGUUGGAGAAAAAAUAAUUGGGAAAUAAAGAUGAUAUAACA
Tribolium castaneum (red flour beetle) is the source of this 3166-nucleotide messenger RNA. RefSeq lists its product as uncharacterized. Bases 44 to 3142 code for a protein of 1032 amino acids. The transcript has 19 exons. Gene Ontology annotation, molecular function: heme binding; oxidoreductase activity, acting on paired donors, with incorporation or reduction of molecular oxygen; iron ion binding. The record is from RefSeq and is a predicted model, not a curated record. Lineage: Eukaryota; Metazoa; Arthropoda; Insecta; Coleoptera; Tenebrionidae.